AUGGAAUCAAAUAAUGAUCAAUAUAUCCUCGAUUGGGCAAAUGACGCUCAUCUGUCCGAGAUUUUGUCUCUUUUACAUGAAAAUUUUGACAAAGAGGAGACAAUGUUAAAAAGUCUGAGAGACAAUAAUUUGUUAACAACCGAGGACAAAGAAACAAUGAGAAUCGAUCACGAACAACUUAUACGAGCGAUUUUUGCUUUCUCACCGUGCAUCGUAGCGAUCGAAAAAUCGUCAGGGAAAAUUAUCGGGGUAAAUCUGAUGAUAGUUAGCGAAAAUUCGAAGUGUAACGAUGGCGCUGAUGGCGUUUCCGUGGCGUUCACCAACAAUCCGCCAAAAAGUAAACUAAUGAAACGAUAUUUCAAUUAUUUAUCUGAGAUCAGUGAGAAAGCUGAUUUAUACGGAAGAUACCCGAACUGUAAAAAGGCAGUGGAGUUUUACGCGGUUGCUGUGAACAAAGAUCACCGUAGACAAGGACUUUCAAGGUCACUGAUGGCGGCGGGAAUUUCCUUUGCAAAAGAUACGAUGCAGGACGUUGGUUUCAUAUUCGGCGUCUAUACAUCGUUGUAUUCAAAGAAGGCAGCUGAAGAUAUUGGCCUGAAAAGCAUCAUGGACGUAGAUCUGUUGCAUUACAAAGACAAUGAUGGCCAAUCUAUUUUCCAAGACACUCCACCGCAUAACAUUGUUUCUGUAAUGGUCUUGCAACUUAACGCGAUAAUGUUGGCUACAGAACAUACUCUGUCAAUAUUUCAACUUGGGAAGUACACAUAUACCAGGGACUCUGCAUUGAAAGUCCCGCAAAUCAAAUUGGUUAUAUAUGUUUCACAAUUUUGCGUGUUAGAUCGUGAUAUAAAAUCAUAGAUCGAGUUGUACUUCGUCCACACAAGAAUUUAGAAAACGUUAUACGGUGUACAGUUGCACACUGAACAACAAAGAAUAUUAUAUUACUGUAAGUAACUAAAAAAUUUGUUUUUUUUUUUUAAUAAAAUUUUUUCAAUAAUAUAAAUUGAAAUAUUUGGUAAUGAGAUUUGUUGAUUUUUUAAAACAGAUAUCGGACUGUAUUUAGGAUGUUGUCGAUGCAAUUUCCUGGUAAUCCAUUUAAACGAAAUACGACAGUGUAUGUUCUAUAUCUAACGAUAACGUAUCUUCUGCUUUUUAUUAUUGUAAUACGUUUGAUAUUUUUUAAAUUGACAAGUAUAAAGUUGAAAAAUUUUGUCGUCAUUACAGAAUAGAAAUGAAAUAAAAUAA
Heterotrigona itama is the source of this 1245-nucleotide messenger RNA. NCBI's taxonomy places the organism in Eukaryota, Metazoa, Arthropoda, Insecta, Hymenoptera, Apidae. The record is from the annotation of a GenBank genome assembly.